CGAUCAUGAGCAGCCAGAUCGAUAUAUUCCUACAGCAGCUUCUACAGUCCAAUCAUCCCUCCAAUGCGGUAAAUAUGACUACUGCUUGCAACAGACUUGGAAUCGAUAUAGUUGGGCACAUGGCUUUCGGUUAUGCGUUAAAAACGCAAACUGAAGCUACUAAUCGUUUGAUUCCUGAAACCAUGUUUAAUGGUAUAUACCUUAACAAUGUGUAUUACACAUGGCCAUCUCUUGGUCACCUCGCUCCUAUUGCUAGGUGGUUGGGGGAAAAAGAAAGUUGCCGUUUUUACCCAAGCGGUAGCAAAGCUGAUUGCUGAGCGAACAUCACAGCUAGUCGAUUCAAAGCCCGAUUUCUAUGCCGCUGUUACAGGUGAUGGAGGUCUACAUCCUCUUGAGUUGUGGGGAGAAGCUAUAUUUUUUGUAUUAGCUGGUGGCUCAACUGUUGCAACGGCAAUAUGUGGUUCCUUAUUCCAUUUGUCAUGGCAUCCAGAUGUAUAUGCCCGUCUUGCGUCUGAAAUCCGCAAGGCCUUCUCGUCAGGACGGGACAUCCAGCCUGGUCCUAUACUCUCUUCUUGUACUUAUUUACGGGCUGUUAUUGACGAGUCUUUGCGGAUGACGCCUCCCGCACCGAGUCCUUUGUGGCGAGAGCCUGAAGUAGUUGCUACAGACAAGCCAUUUGUUGUUGAUGGGCACAUUAUACCGCCAGGCACUGAAGUCGGAGUCCAUCUCUGGGCUAUUAUGCACAAUCCAGAGUACUUUGACGAACCUUUCACUUUUCGUCCCGAGCGUUGGCUAGUGCCCACUGAUGGGGAUACAGAACAGACUGCAGAGAGAAGGAAGUCACGUGCCCAGAUGCGCCGAGCUCACGUUGUGUUUGGCCUAGGAGACCGCAGUUGUGCGGGUAAAAGCAUGGCGUAUAUGGAAGCAAGUCUCACGAUUGCUAAGAUUUUGUGGUACUUCGAUUUUGAGCGAGCUCCAGGAAAAAAAGGGAGCUUGGGGUGUGGCCAAGGGGGUAAGAAUCCUUGGGAUGCGUAUGAUCAGUUUCAGAUACACGACGUCCUAGGAGCGGAUCACGAUGGCCCAAACCUAGUCUUCAAGCCUCGCCCAGAGCAGUGCGAAGACUUGGACUCUACCACAUAGUUAGCAUGAG
This is a messenger RNA of Xylaria bambusicola, 1150 nucleotides long. Its product is annotated as cytochrome P450. NCBI's taxonomy places the organism in Eukaryota, Fungi, Ascomycota, Sordariomycetes, Xylariales, Xylariaceae. The record is from RefSeq and is a predicted model, not a curated record. Gene Ontology annotation, molecular function: iron ion binding; monooxygenase activity; heme binding. The transcript has a single exon. Bases 190 to 1140 code for a protein of 316 amino acids.